AUGAGUUCUGGUAUGAAGUUCUGUCCAGAAUGCAACAACAUGUUGCAACCCAAGGAGGACCGACAGCGUCAGCAGCUCAAGUUCCUCUGCCGACGCUGUGACUUCUUUCGGUACGCAGAAGGAACGUUUGAAGAAAAUUGCGUUGACAGAAUCAACUUCAGCUACAAGUCAAAGUGAGCCAUCGGGCAACUCUCCUUUACAUCCUGCGCAAUUCGCUUCAGGGAAGAUAUGAUGAUUUCUCCAGACCUCUCUCAAGACCCCACUUUGGGUCGUGUGCCAGAUUGGCGCUGCCCAGCGUGUGGUAACUUGGGGUGUGUCUUUUUCCAGCUUCCUGAGAGAGUUGCAGAAGAUGCGAUGACGCUAGUCUACGUUUGCACCAAGAGCGGCUGCGGCCACUCCGUGAAGCAGGAAUCUGCACAUGAUAUGGACGCAGAUGCGGAGGACAGUCCUGACGGGUUAGGGCGAGUCAAGUCUGUGGGCUUCUCUGAAGUUAAGCCGCUACCAGCAGAUGAGCUAGGGGAGCAUGUGCCUCCAGAUGCAACCGUUGGAGUUGAUGCAAAAGGUGAAGCAGAGAGGGACCUUGAUAUUGAGGGAGAUGCGGAUCUAUUCGGCGAUGAUCGCGCCUAUGGAUACAACAACGAAUUAGAAGAGGAAAUCGCGCAGAAUGACGAAUUUGAUCAGGAAAUUUUUGGGAACGAACUUGAGCAGGAAAUCGCAUUAGAAGGAGAGGAUGUGGAUGGAAACUUAGGAUUUGGACGUCCUUAG
Cyclospora cayetanensis is the source of this 765-nucleotide messenger RNA. RefSeq lists its product as uncharacterized. Gene Ontology annotation, biological process: DNA-templated transcription; transcription initiation at RNA polymerase II promoter; maintenance of transcriptional fidelity during transcription elongation by RNA polymerase II. Gene Ontology annotation, cellular component: RNA polymerase II, core complex. Gene Ontology annotation, molecular function: nucleic acid binding; zinc ion binding; DNA-directed RNA polymerase activity. The record is from RefSeq and is a predicted model, not a curated record. The transcript is spliced from 5 exons. Lineage: Eukaryota; Apicomplexa; Conoidasida; Eucoccidiorida; Eimeriidae.